Messenger RNA from Sardina pilchardus (European sardine), 1946 nucleotides. Its product is annotated as carboxylesterase 5A-like. The transcript is spliced from 13 exons. NCBI's taxonomy places the organism in Eukaryota, Metazoa, Chordata, Actinopteri, Clupeiformes, Clupeidae. Bases 91 to 1746 code for a protein of 551 amino acids. The record is from RefSeq and is a predicted model, not a curated record.
GGAGAUGUGGAGUGUGUGUCUGUGAGAGAGAGGCAGAAAGAGAGAGGCAGAAAGCCCAACUGUCUCCUGGUCUUGAGCUGCUUGACUGAGAUGAUGGCAGGACUUCUGAUCUUUGUGUGUGUAACGCUGUCCAUAUUUCAAACUUCACUAUCACAGACAGACUCCAGUCCCGUGGUGUCGGUGAGGAAUGGGACUCUUCGGGGUGCCUCCAUGACUGUGAAAGGCUCCGAUAAGCAGGUGCAGCAGUAUUUGGGGAUCCCCUUUGCCCGACCCCCUCUGGGACCCCUGCGUCUGUCUGAACCCCAGCCUGCAGAGUCCUGGGAGGGAGAGAGAGACGCCACCCAGCAGCCGCCCAUGUGUCUGCAAGAUCCAGACAUUGUACGAAAGAUGUCAGAAAACGUGCGCAUGGAGUUCAGUAUUCCCCCCGUAUCUGAGGACUGUCUGUACCUCAAUGUUUACACUCCUGUGAAAUCCACAGAUGGAGAGAAACUACCCGUGUUUGUUUGGAUCCAUGGUGGUGGGUACCGGUUCGGAGCGGCCUCCCAGUAUGAUGGGUCCGCCCUGGCUGCCUAUGAGAAUGUGAUUGUGGUUAUUGUUCAGUAUCGUCUUGGAAUCGUAGGAUUCUUCAGCACUGGCGAUAAACAGGCGUGGGGAAACUGGGGCCUCCUGGACCAGAUAGCUGCUCUCCAGUGGGUGCAGGAGAACAUCGAGAGCUUCGGAGGAGACCCCAACUCUGUCACCAUCGCUGGAGAGUCAGCGGGUGGGAUGAGCACCUCUUUCCUGGUUCUGUCUCCUCUUGCUAAAGGACUGUUCCAUCGAGCUGUACUUCAAAGUGGAACUGCAACAGUGGCUGGCUUUUCCACCAAUACCCCAAGGGUUUUUUCGAAGAUGGUGGCCAAUGCAUCAGAAUGUGAUGGCAGCUCAUCAGAGGUGCUGGUUCAGUGCCUUAGACAGAAAUCCCAGGAGGAGCUGAUCAGUAUCAUGAAAAAAAAAAACCCUGCAAGAGCCACAGUCGAUGGGAUAUUUUUGACAGCCCCAGCAGAAGAGGUUUUGAAAAGCAAAGACUUCCUGAAAGUCCCUAUUCUUAUAGGUGUAACUAAUCACGAGGUUGGAUGGUCAAUAGCCAAGAGUUCUCUACCGAAAGGAUGGGAGCAGGGCAUGAGUCGAGCAAUGCUGAUGGGAGCACUGACAAGGUUCUAUCCUGAGAGGAUGGCCUCCGGACUAUAUGCGAUCAUUGCAGAUGAGUAUCUGAAGGAUGCCAAAACACCAGAGGAAAUCCGAGAUGCCAGCCUUGAACUUCUGAGUGAUAUAUUCAUUGUGAUGCCAACCAUCACUGUGGCUACCUAUCACAGAGAUGCUGGAGUGCAUGUGUACCUGUAUGAGUUCCAGCACAGACCAGAGAUGUACAAGGACAGCAGACCCAGCUUUGUGAAGGCUGACCACGCGGACGACAUUGGGUUUGUGUUUGGGGCCUGCUUCUGGAAUGGACACAUUAAACUCAAUAGCUCAACCACAGAGGAGGAGAAUCACCUGUGCAGGACAGUCAUGUCCUAUUGGGCCAACUUUGCUCGGACUGGCUCUCCUAAUGGGCCUGGCCUGGUGCACUGGCCUCUCUAUGAUGACAGCAACAAAUACCUGAACCUGAACCCACAGCAGAGUGAGGGGCAGGACCUGAAGAAGGACAGAGUGCAGUUCUUUAAUACCGAUCUGCCCCAGAGACUCGCCGCAAUGCAAACAGCACAGUAAUAUGGCCACCAGCCUGAUUUGUUAUUGUUACUCCAUCCCGACUGUGCUUCUGUAGAACUACUUGUGUUAGAGAGAUCAAUAGCGUAUAUGGCAGCCAAUCAGACAAGUUGUGCCUGGUUUGUAAGUGUUGUAAUCUGAUCUGGAAAUCCUGUAAUCCUUGCAAAAAAAACAAACAGCUAAAUCAUGGGCUGAUUACUGUG